AUGAGCUCCUCGGACAACAAUGACAAUGACAGCGCACCGGCCCCUCCACCGCUGCAUGUUGCGGUCUGGGAGGGGGACGUCGAGCGCGUGCGCCGCCUCCUGGACGCUGCAUGCCCCGAGGGCGAGGAGGCCCGCGACUCGCUCAAGGCCGAGGCGCUCAGGAGCCUCCUGGAGCUCAAGGACGCGCGCGGGAAUUCCGCGCUGCACUUGGCCGUGCGCGUGGUGCAGCCCACGCAGCGCGCUAUCGUCAAGCUGCUGCUGGGCCGAGACGCCAGCGUGGGCUCUCGCAAUGCCGACGGCUGGAGCUGCGCGCACGACGCCGCGCUGUGCGACGACGAGUUCAUGCUGGCCCAGGUCUACCUCCGAGGCGAGAAGCAGCUCAUCCAGUCGCUGGAGUCGGCCCAGGGCACGUUCACGCAGGCGCUGGAGAAGCUGCCGGACUUUGCAGCCGAGAUCUUCAUCGAGGCCCACUCGUGGGUGCCCAUGGUGUCGAGUGUGCUGCCCUCGGACACGAUCCGGAUCUGGAAACGCGGCUCUCAGCUGCGCAUCGACUCGGCGUUGAAAGGGCUGGACGGGGUCAAGUGGAAGAAAGGACCCAUGUCCCAUGUGCGUUCUACGAUGUACUGGGCGCCAUGCACAACUCGUCCGUGGGGAACAUGGACUUGGCGCUGCACGUGUCGUUGA
This is a messenger RNA of Phytophthora sojae, 684 nucleotides long. RefSeq lists its product as hypothetical. Gene Ontology annotation, cellular component: cytoplasm. The record is from RefSeq and is a predicted model, not a curated record. Bases 1 to 684 code for a protein of 227 amino acids. Gene Ontology annotation, molecular function: protein binding. The transcript is spliced from 2 exons. NCBI's taxonomy places the organism in Eukaryota, Oomycota, Peronosporomycetes, Peronosporales, Peronosporaceae.